CGUGUGUACACAGUACAUACAUGGAAAAAAGACGAGACACCAUAACGUCACAUAAUGGAUUGAUUAUGAUUAUCAUUACUACUACCAAUACUACUCCUCUUCUCUCCUUCUCCCUCUCCCUUUAACUCUCACCUUCUAAUCGACUAAUCAACCUAAAAGUGCCUCGAUGCCACAGAAUCACUCCCUCAAUUGCAUUUGCUACAUAGUCCACGGUCCAGUCCAAUCCAAUCUACAUCCUUCCCUCAGUGCACACGAGACAAGAAAUAGAUGACCCAGUAGUUGUCUCGACCGUUCCAAGAACCAGGGCCUAAUAAUAUUGACAUCUCGAACCCCCAACGUAUUCUCUUCUCCUCCCGGGAAAUUUUUGGGGAUAUAAUUACCUACGCUGCCAUGCCCUCAAGGAUACUGUCACCCACUCCCUACUCGUACUACCGGCGCGCAUCAACCUCAAUCCUACACGACCCCAGGCUGCGCACCUCACGAUUCUCCAUCCCCGCCAUGACAGCCCCGACAGACCCAGGAACCUGCUUCCUGCUCGACAUGCUCCCUCCUGAGCUUCGGCUCUCCAUCUACGAGUACCUGAUCGUCGCAGAGCAGCCGCUCCGUGGCGUUUCCGCCCGCAAGGAUGAGCGCUACGGUCUAGACCUCACCAUCCUCCGCACCAAUCGCCAGAUCUACGACGAGGCUCGAUCUGUCUUCUUCGCCAAAAACACAUUCUACAUCACUAGCAUCCCAGAUCUCGACAUCCAAAUCGACGAUGAGGGAGAAGGACCAGAAGAGGAGGAAGAAGAAAAUGGUCACGACCGUUACCAAACCACAUCCCCGACCCCCAAACCUCGCCAUCACCACCACCAAUUCGAACCGCCCCUUACCCAAGAAUCCUGGCCCUUAAUCCGGCACCUCACCAUCGACCUUCUGUACUACCCGCGCCGCUCCAUCACGGGUAACGCCUUCCCAAUGGGCUGGAAGCCCACAGACCCAGGCUGCGCGGCCUACAUCCACGCCCUGAUGUCCCUCCUCCCGUCCCUGUCCCCCAAGCUCCGCUCGCUCUCCCUGACAGCCACCGUCCACGACCCGUUCUGCGCGCGCAAGUGCCUCAUCUCCUUCUUCAUGUGCGACCGCGACCGCACGUUCGCGCGCGCCCUCGCCGCCAUCUCCCACUCCGUCACCUCCAUCCCCAUCAGCUUCGAGUUCCCGGACUGCUACUACCGCACCGUCGUCCGCAAGGACGUCUUCCUCACCAAGAGCAUCCUCCUGCUCGCCUGCCAGGUCAUGUUCUGCCAGAGCCAGUGCAGGAUCGACGAGCUGCUCAGCCAAUUCGAUGGCGGGAACGGGGGCGCAGGCGGGAGGGCCAAGGGGUCUGCGGGCGGCGGAGGCGCGUACGGCGGGGCGCAGAGGGAGAAGACGGAUUUGAGUCCGUAUGUCGAGCAGGGAACUUGGGCCGGUGGUGUCGGUGCCAGUGUAGGUGCCAAUGCUGGCCUCAGUGCUGGUAUUAAGAGCGUCAUGGACAGGUCGCUGCGCUGAUCUAGAGGGUGCCGUCGUUUUCGUUUUGAGGGCAGAGCAAUCCAUUUUAUCUCAAAAGGCUCACUUUUCAUGGACAGGCGUUAGGGAAAAGGACUAUGGGUUUCAAAAUCGCUUUCUCUUUUCUUUUGUCACGGCAUUCCCUCGAAAGUGGCGUUUGGGAAGGAACGAUAGGGUUCAAUUGCUUUUAUACUUUCACGUCUGGCAUAGGGAAAAGAUGCUUGCACCUCAUCGCCAUCAUCAUCACCGUCAUCAAGGCGUUCACGUGUGUGGGACGGGUUAAUUAGGAUCUUGAAAUACUUUGGCCCGAUAAUCAAUGAUAAUUCUCGAAAUCUUCAUGGCAUUAUAGCUUGCUCCUUGCA
Molecule: messenger RNA, 1883 nt
Organism: Aaosphaeria arxii CBS 175.79
Lineage: Eukaryota; Fungi; Ascomycota; Dothideomycetes; Pleosporales
Exons: 1
Coding region: 391-1524 (377 amino acids)
Source: RefSeq, a predicted model, not a curated record